Messenger RNA from Equus quagga, 2615 nucleotides. RefSeq names its product ankyrin repeat and SOCS box containing 18 (gene ASB18). Gene Ontology annotation, molecular function: protein binding. Gene Ontology annotation, cellular component: nucleus; cytoplasm. Gene Ontology annotation, biological process: intracellular signal transduction. The transcript has 6 exons. The record is from RefSeq and is a predicted model, not a curated record. The coding region runs from base 1 to 1401 and encodes 466 amino acids. Lineage: Eukaryota; Metazoa; Chordata; Mammalia; Perissodactyla; Equidae.
AUGGCCAGCGCUGACUGCCUUCCCGACUACCCACUCGACUCAGAUUUAGUGAAGAGAUUAAAGUCCGCCCUGGAUGCCAGCGACGAGGAGAGAGUGAGCGACUUGCUCUGCACUGAAGUGGAGCAGGUGGACGCCAUCAUCGAAAUGGCCAACGAUGACUGGAUGAAAGACCCAUCGGCUCAGCUGCCCCCCGGGGUGCUCCUAGGAAACCUGGACCGCCUCAAGCCCCUCAUGGACCAGUUUUUCCAGGAUGCCAACGUGGUGUUUGAGAUCAAGAAGGAUGAGAUGGAGUGGCAGGUGAAAUCUACAGCCACGUUUGGCCCAUCAGGCCUCUGGACCCUGGAGUACAAGCGGGAGCUCACCACGCCCCUGUGCAUCGCGGCAGCCCGCGGCCACAAGGCCUGCGUGAGCCACCUGCUCGCCCGCGGCGCCGACCCAGACGCCAGCCCCGGCGGCCGCGGCGCCCUGCACGAGGCCUGCCUGGGAGGCCACACGGCCUGCGCCCAGCUGCUGCUGCAGCACCGCGCCGACCCCGACCUGCUCAGCGCCGAGGGCCUGGCGCCUCUGCAUCUCUGCCGCACGGCCGCCUCGCUCGGGUGCGCGCAGGCGCUGCUGGAGCACGGCGCCUCGGUGCAGCGCGCAGGAGGCUCGGGCGGGGACACGCCGCUGCACGUGGCAGCGCAGCACGGCCUGGACGAGCACGCGCGCCUCUACCUGGGCCGCGGGGCGCCCGUGGACGCGAGGAACGGCCGCGGCGAGACGGCGCUGGGCGCGGCGUGUGGGGCGGCCCGGCGGCCCGAUGAGCACGCGCGCUGCCUGCGCCUGUGCGCGCUGCUGCUCCGCCGGGGCGCGGCGGUGGACGCGCGCGACGAGGACGAGCGCAGCCCGCUGCACCAGGCCUGCGGCCGCGCGCGCCCCGACCUGGCGAGCCUCCUGCUGCGGCACGGCGCCGACGCGGGCGCUCUCGACUACGGCGGCGCCUCCCCGCUGGCGCGCGCCCUGCAGACGGCCGCCUGCGCGCCCCGGGCCGCGGCGCCGCGCACCGUGCAGGCGCUGCUGAACUACGGCUCCCCCACCGUGUGGCCCGACGCCUUCCCGAAGGUGCUGAAGACCUGCGCAUCCGCGCCUGAAGUCGUCGAGGUCCUUUUCAACUCUUACCCUCAGCUCCGCGUGUCGGAGUCCUGGAAGGAGGCGAUUCCUGAAGAAGUGUUUGAGAUGCACCAGCCUUUCUACAAGUCCUUCUUUGCGUUGGCCCACACCCCGCGCUGUCUGCAGCAUCUCUGCCGCUGUGCCAUCCGGAAAUUGUUUGGCAAAAAUUGCUUUUACUUCAUACCCCUGCUCCCAUUGCCGAAGUCCCUGCAAAAUUAUCUCCUUUUGGAGCCAGAAGGUGUUUUGCAUUGAAAACCAGAGCAUUUGGACUAAGGCUCGAGUCCUCAUCUUUUCUUUCCGUGGGGGCUGCGUGGCGAGGAGAGCGCCGAGGGUGGGACGUCCCACUCUGCCUGGCAGAUGCACAGACCUCGCCAAGCUUCAGGUUCACCUCGGGAUGGAACUGGUAAUAAAAGCCCUUUCUGCCUCUCCACGUUGCUCGUGAGGAUGGAAACUGUGACUAUCCUAGUCUUGUAUCAGAAAGCACCUUCCAACGAAAGUUGAACUAAAAGGUAGAAGUAUUUUUUUCAAGGUUUGUCUCCCACCCCCAGUGGGUUAGCAACGUGCAUGCUGCCCCCCAGCCUCAGACCCUCUGCCUCAUGGGAAACGUCCCACCCCUCCUGGAGCUCGGGCACCUGGAAAGACUGUCCCCAACACAUGACAGAUGUACACAUUUAGAGAGGGCACCUGCUUGCAUAACAAGAGCGCCUCCCCAGGAGCCCACUGGUGCUUCCAGCACAGGACCAUCCAGAGCUCCUAGAGGAUGAUGGCGGGGUGGUGAGACGGACAUUCUGAUCCUACAUGAGUCUGCUGUCUGACCCCCUCAGCAGACCCCAGCUGAUCCAGCUCCAGCAAAUAGUCCAGGCAGCCAGAUGCCAGGAGUAGACACAAGUUGACAGAGGUUGCCAUCAGCUCAGCCGAGCAUCCAUAACAAGAGAGAUGUUCUAAAGGUCUAGGACUAUGUAAACCAUGUCUUCUAUUUUCUCUCUUCUGGUGCUUUGACUCUGGGGCCUUGCUGAUGCUGGAGGGCCGGCCCCUCCCAGGGUGAGCCAAUCCCUGGGGAUAGUCAACAACUCGCCCCCAGCGGUGCUUUUCAACCAAUCAAUGCAGAGCUCAUCCCAGCCACCUCCUUUGUUGGGCUUUCACACUCUGGGCGACAGUCCAACCCAGGGCCACGUGCCAGACACUGGGGACAGCCCCUCUGCCCCAGACCCCCCUGAAAUUAUUCAAACUAGCCAACCCUAAGCCUGUCUACCCUGCUUCGACCGUUCCUUCCACAGAAACCAUGGUAAAGCUCCUGCCCACAUCCCCUCCUCCACCUCCUGACCAACCCUGGUGCUUCCCCACAUGGCCCCCGAGGCGUGGCGUGUCUCUUCUCUCAGGAAUGGUGAGUAAUAAACUCUCUUUUCAAUGGCAGUCAUCUCCUGAUUUGUUGGCCUUACUAGACCUCAAAUUUUCUACUCAACACC